Molecule: messenger RNA, 732 nt
Organism: Marmota flaviventris (yellow-bellied marmot)
Lineage: Eukaryota; Metazoa; Chordata; Mammalia; Rodentia; Sciuridae
Gene: Izumo1r
Product: IZUMO1 receptor, JUNO
Biological process (GO): fusion of sperm to egg plasma membrane involved in single fertilization; cell adhesion; sperm-egg recognition
Cellular component (GO): external side of plasma membrane
Molecular function (GO): signaling receptor activity
Source: RefSeq, a predicted model, not a curated record
AUGGCACAGUGGUGGCAACUUCUGCUAGGAUUGUGGACAGUCAUGCCCACCUGGGCUGGAGACACGCUACUCAAUGUUUGCAUGAAUGCCCAACACCACAAGAGAGAGCCUGGCCCAGAAGACGAGCUCUAUGUAGAGUGUAUCCCCUGGAAGGACAAUGCCUGCUGCACAGCCACCACAAGCUGGGAAGCCCACCUUGAGGUGUCCCCACUCCACAACUUCACCUUGGUUCACUGUGGAUUGUUGACCCCAAGCUGUCAGAAACACUUCAUCCAGGCCAUCUGCUUCUAUCAGUGUUCCCCUAACCUGGGGCCCUGGAUCCAGCUGGUGGGGCCCAGUGGGCAGGGAGAACGCAUCGUGGGGGUGCCACUGUGCCGGGAAGACUGUGAGGAGUGGUGGGCAGACUGCCGCACUUCUUAUACCUGCAAAUCCAACUGGUACAGCAGCUGGCACUGGAGUCAGGGAAAGAACCGCUGCCCUGCAGAGGACAUCUGUCACCCUUUCCCCCAUUACUUCCCCACCCCAACUGACCUGUGUGAGAAGAUUUGGAGCAACUCCUUCAAGGCAAGUCCUGAGCACAGGAACAGUGGGAGAUGUCUCCAGAAGUGGUUUGAGCCUGCUCAGGGCAACCCCAACGUGGCUGUGACCCGCCUCUUGGCUAACACUGCCCCAACCUGGGAGCUUGCCUAUGUCCCCAUUCCCUUCUCUCUGUUCCUGCUCUUCCUUUCCUGA